Messenger RNA from Penicillium malachiteum, 2052 nucleotides. Its product is annotated as PPN1 endopolyphosphatase family protein. NCBI's taxonomy places the organism in Eukaryota, Fungi, Ascomycota, Eurotiomycetes, Eurotiales, Aspergillaceae. The transcript has 4 exons. The record is from RefSeq and is a predicted model, not a curated record. The coding region runs from base 1 to 2052 and encodes 683 amino acids. Gene Ontology annotation, biological process: sphingomyelin catabolic process. Gene Ontology annotation, molecular function: sphingomyelin phosphodiesterase activity.
AUGCUACAAAUUAUAAUCUGGUUUCUUUUGCUGAGAACCGUCACCGCAUGUUCUCUACCUGGGAAUGCGUCGUACAUUGCUGCGCCGGGGUUCCCAACUUCUGCCUUCGUAUCAUACUAUGACUCGCCAGCUCUGCCAACUAAGGAGCCUCAGCCCAUCAUUCAUGACCCGGUUCUGAACUACACGUUCCCGUUAGAGCUCACAACCCCUGAUCCCAUUCCUCAAAACAUGGAUGAGCCAUUAUUCCCUCCUAGUCAGGGGACCAUGCUACCGGAUGAGAAAAAUGCUUUCAUUGCGGCUAUAUCAGCCAAUGUGACCGGCAUCAUUAAUGGUAACAGCUCGGAAAACUCAUGUGAUAGAUGCAAAAAGGCCCUUGUUGCGGCAAAACCUGCAGCACUUUUGGCUCCAACCAUGGUCCCCGAUACUAUGGUCAGUCUUUGCAAGGCUUUUAAUUUUGCGCCUAGCGGAAGCUGUGAAGAACAACAUUCUACACACACAUUUGGUGCAACCUGGACGCAAGUUCUUGCCUGUGCAGACGUGCAAGGCCUCGAUGGCCAGUACAUCUGCAAUCACCUGAGCAAAAGCUUCUGCCCCCAGCCCCAUACUCGCCCACUGAACAAUUCAGUCCUGUUUUCCAAGCCUAAGCCUCUCAACGCCUAUGCUCCGAAGGCAAGUGGUGAGCGGAUCAAGGUGCUUCACAUGUCAGACCUGCAUCUAGAUGCCCGAUAUGCAGUCAACUCUGAAGCAAAUUGCACAUCAAAUCUCUGCUGCCGAAGCAACAAUCACAAUGAGCACUCAGAAGAUAAGGUUCUCUGGCCUGCGUCGCCAUAUGGAUAUUUCAAAUGCGACACACCAUACAACCUUGCUUUGGCUGCUUUGCAAGCUGUGGGACCUCUGACGGGUACAGGACAAGGUCGUUGUGCGGAAUCCCUAGCGUGGACUUUGUAUACUGGAGACUUGCAAGCUCAUGAUCCAGAGCAACAAAACUCCCAGGAGUAUCUGGAGUACACUGAGACAAGUGUGUUUGAGAUGUUCAAGAAAUACCUCACAGGACCUGUAUUCGUUACUCUGGGAAAUCAUGACUCGGCGCCAUCCAAUAUCGACUCUCCCCACUUUCUUCCAGGUCGCCUUGGUGAGCAGUCGAGUUGGAACUACAAGCAUGUGGCUGGUCUCUGGCAGCACGAAGGGUGGAUCAGCAAAGAGGAGGCAGAGCAAGCAGCAACGCACUAUGCUGGUUAUUCCAUCAAAACGCAUCAUGGGUUGCGAAUUAUCUCAUUCAAUACCGAUUUCUGGUAUCGGGCCAAUAUCCUCAACUUUAUCAACACUGAAAAUCCGGAUAACUCAGGCAUGCUCGGCUGGAUGAUCGAUGAGCUGCAAAAGGCUGAAGAUGCAGGCGAGCGUGUAUGGAUUAUUGGGCAUGUUCUCAGCGGCUGGGAUGGCUAUAACCCACUCCCCGAUCCGACCAAUCUCUUCUAUCAAAUCGUGGACCGGUACUCUCCUCAUGUCAUCGCCAACACUUUCUGGGGUCACAAUCACGAGGACCAAUUUAUGAUAUACUAUGCAAACAAUGGGACUAUCAAAAAUUCUGACACUGCUCUUUCUACUGGCUGGGUUGUGCCUAGUGUGACGCCUUUGACGGAUCUAAACAGCGGGUUCCGACUUUACGAGGUUGACACGGGUGAUUUCAACAUCUAUGAAGCCUAUACCUUUUUCAGCAAUGUGUCUGAAUAUUCUAGUCUGCAUGAAACAGGUCCGACUUUUCAAUUUGAAUACUCUACUCGUGAUACCUAUGGUCCAGCAGCUGGAUGGGAUAAGCGUUCGCCUCUCAACGCCACCUUUUGGCACCAGGUAACUGAAGCAAUGGAGAAGAAUAUGAGCCUCGUAACCUUGCAAAAUUCCUUGCAGGGUAAGCUGAGUGUCAAGAGUCCCGUCUGUGAUACGCCAGCUUGUCAGCAAGCCAAGAUCUGCUACAUGCGUAGUGGCAGUGCUGGACUGGGAUAUCUUUGUCCUCAAGGAUAUGGAUCCGUGCAGAGUCCCUUCACUGCAAAAUAG